CCUAAUGAAAAGCCAAACUCUCGCCCAGAUGAAGACCUUUUAAGCCGGAUCAAGGCGGAAGCUGCACAUGAAUGGGACUUGGAAGAUGCAACCAUUGCUGAUUGGCUUGCUGAACAGCUGGGUUGUCAUGAGUUGGCUCGUCCACCCUUGCUCUCAGACUUCUUGAUCAAUCAAAUGUCAGCUGGCCUUCACUCAAUAUUAACUAAUUCAAUAGAAGAGCGGACAACAGCCAAUGGACUAAGUGAGUCGGCAGCUCGGAGGGAUGGUGCGACUGAAACGGAUCGUCUUUCGCCAACAGUCACGACCAGCACAACGGCUCCUACUUCUGUGCUUCCGACGAUGCCGGCCUAUCCCAAGUGUCAGCCCGCUUUUCAGGACUUUUUAGAUGGCCUUAAACGGGAAUGCGCCGUUGGGCAAAUUAGAAGGCUAGUUUGCUAG
Molecule: messenger RNA, 438 nt
Organism: Protopolystoma xenopodis
Lineage: Eukaryota; Metazoa; Platyhelminthes; Monogenea; Polystomatidea; Polystomatidae
Source: the annotation of a GenBank genome assembly